AUGCCCCCAACCCCAGCCCACGCCCCAGAAGCCGACGUCCUAGUCAUCGGCAGCGGCAACGCAGGCCUCUGCUCCGCAAUCUCAGCCUCCGAGUCCGGCGCCAGCCGCGUCCUCCUAAUCGACUCGUGCCCCGAAACCUGGGCAGGCGGGAACUCCUACUUCACAGCCGGCGCCUUCAGAGCGGUGCACCAUGGCCUGUCCGAUAUCCUCCCGAUAGUAAACAACGUCGAGGAGGAGAAAGCAGCGAAUAUAGACGUUGAGCCAUAUACGGCAGCGAACUUCUCAGACGAUAUUGCGCGGAUCUGUGUUGGACGAUCCUAUCCUGAUCUUUCGAGGACGCUUGUGCAAGACAGCAACGAUGCAGUGAAGUGGCUCGCAAGCCACGGCGUGCGGUUCCAGCUGAGCUUCAACCGCCAGGCCUAUGAGAUCGAUGGGCGGAUUAAAUUCUGGGGCGGGAUGUGUCUGAAGACGCAGGAUGGCGGGAAGGGCCUAAUUGAGGAUGAGCGAGCAGCAGCAGAGAAACUGGGCGUUGAGAUUCUGUUCAAUACAUCAGCGAAGCGUCUCAUUCUCAACCCCGCAACCGGAGGAAUCCACUCGGUGAUCGUGCAAGAGACGUCGCGCUCCAGCCCUGGCUCCGGCUGGGGAGAACGAGAAAUCCUCACCAAGUCCGUCGUCCUCGCCGCAGGCGGCUUCGAAGCGAACCCGCGAAUGCGAGCGCAGUUCCUCGGUCCCGGCUGGGACUUUGCACACGUCCGCGGCACACCAUACAAUAACGGGUCGUGCUUGGAGAUGGCGAUCCGCGACGCCUCCGCAAAGGCAGCGGGGAACUGGUCGGGGUGCCACUCCGUCGCGUGGGACGCGAAAGCGCCGCCGAAUGCAGGGGACCGGAUUAUCUCGAACGAGUUUACGAAGUCCGGGUACCCGCUCGGGCUUAUGCUCAACACUGAGGGGAAGCGGUUUGUGGAUGAGGGCGUUGAUAUGAGGAAUUAUACGUACGCUGUCUUUGGGCGGGCGAUUCUGGCGCAGCCGGGGCAUGUUGCGUUUCAGGUUUGGGGGGCGGAUAUGGUGCCUUGGUUACGUGGGGAGGAGUAUAGGGAGGAGAUUGUGGAGAGGAUUACGGGGGAUUCGUUGGAGGAGUUGGCUGGGGAGUGUGCUAAGCGUGGGCUGAGAGACCCAGGGCAGUUUUUGGAUACUAUUCGGGAGUAUAAUGAGGCUGUUGCGGCGUUUCGGGAGGAGAAUCCGGACCACAGGUGGGAUCCGGCUAUUAAGGAUGGUCUCUCUACGCAGUCGACUGGGAAGAAGCUGGCUCUGCCUAAGUCCAAUUGGGCAACGCCGCUUACGCGAGGGCCGUAUGUCGCUGUCAAGGUGACCUGCGGUGUGACCUUUACGUUUGGUGGUUUGGCUGUUGACCACGAGACUGCGGGCGUCCUCUCGUCGGCUACGGAUUCUCCUAUACCCGGGUUAUACUGUGCUGGUGAGAUGCUGGGAGGAUUGUUCUGGGAUAACUAUCCUGGUGGCAGUGGGCUGACGUCUGGGGCUGUGUUUGGUCGGAGGGCGGGACGUGCUGCUGCUGCUCAUGCUCGCGGAUAG
Messenger RNA from Aspergillus mulundensis, 1590 nucleotides. RefSeq lists its product as uncharacterized. The record is from RefSeq and is a predicted model, not a curated record. The transcript has a single exon. Lineage: Eukaryota; Fungi; Ascomycota; Eurotiomycetes; Eurotiales; Aspergillaceae. Bases 1 to 1590 code for a protein of 529 amino acids.